CCGCGCUCCUGCAUGUGUGUUUCAGCUGAAGAAAGUCAUCUUUAACAGGACAAAGCUUCCAAACACCGGGGGAAAAAAACUCCUUGUGGAGCAACUGAGAGCCACGUGACACUACCACAAAGAUGGUGUUUAUUAAAGAGGAGAGUGAAGACAUGAAGACUGAAGAAACAUUCAGAGUCAAACAAGAAGAUACUGAGGAACAAACAGACGUGAUGACACUGAAAGAGGAGAGUGAAGUACUGAAUGACAUGGAAGAUAAAGAUCAUGAUUUCAAAAAUGGAGAAAAAUCUUUUAAUUGUUCACAGACCGAAAAAACUUCCUCAAGGAAAAUGGCUCACAAGACAGGAAGAAGACAUUAUUUCACCUGCCAACAGUGUGCAAUAAGUUUCACUCAAAAAGGAAGUCUUAACAGACACAUGAGAGUCCACACUGGACAGAAGCCUUACACCUGCUCUCGGUGUGGAAACAGUUUUGAUCAACAUGAAAACCUUGAAGUCCAUGUGAGAACUCAUAGAGAGAAACUGUACACAUGCCCUCAGUGCGGAAACAGUUUACAUCAAAACCAAAACAUUGAAGUCCAUAUAAGAAUUCACUCUGGAAAGCAACCCUAUACAUGCCCUCAGUGCGGAAAGAGGUUUAAUCAUAAACGACGCUUUGAAGACCACAUAAGAAUUCACACAGGAGAGAAGCCUUUCACAUGCCAACAGUGUGGAAGAAGUUUCAAUCAAAAAGGAAACCUUGACAGGCACAUGAGUGUUCACGCUGGAGAAAAGCCUUACACCUGCCAACAGUGUGGAAGAAGUUUCAACCAGAAAGAAAAUCUUCAUUGCCACAUGACGGUUCACACUGGAGAGAGCCUUUUCACCUGCCAACAGUGUGGAAUAAGUUUUACUCAAAAAGAAAGUUUUAUCAGACACAUGAGAACUCACAAUGGAGUGCAGCCUUUCAUGUGUGAUCAGUGUGGAAAGAGUUUUGAUCAAGAUGGAAACCUUCAAGUCCACAUGCGAACUCAUAGAGAGAAACCCUACACAUGCUCAGAGUGUGGAAAGAGUUACUGUCAAAAACGACACUUCGAAGACCACAUGAGAAUUCACUCUGGAGAGCAAUCCUACACAUGCCCUCAGUGCGGAAAGAGGUUUAAUCAUAAACGACACUUUGAAGACCACAAAAGAAUUCACACAGGAGAGAAGCCUUUCACAUGCCAACAGUGUGGAAGAAGUUUCAACCAAAAAAGAAACCUUGACAGGCACAUGAACCAUCACACUGGAAAGAAGCCGUUUAUAUGUGGUCACUGCGGAAAGAGUUUCAUUAAUAAAGCAGCACUUAAAUACCACAUGAGGUUUCACAAAUGAGAGAACGUGAGUCAUGUAAUAACACCAGAGGCAAGCCUUAACUGUGCCAUUACUGUGGAAAGACUUCCACAAGACAAUCAAAAACAAGACAAUCUUGAGGUUCACAGAAGCACCCCUGAUAUAAUUCACAAUACCUGAGUAGCAGAUUUGGGCUUUGCUUACACCUGGGUUUAGACUAUGUUUUGGUUGAUCAGAUCACAAAUAGAUUGUCUCUGUACCACUGUCUCUUUUGUCCACUUUCAACCACUUCUCUCUAGAGCUGUAAUCAGGCCUUAAAGUUAGGCCCGACAGAAUUCGGCCCGAGCCCGACAAGUAUAUUUUGAUUGGCAGCUUUUUAAAAGCCCGAACCCGUUUACAGCCCGACAUUAUUCAAAUGUGCGCAAGCACACAGCUCUUUUGCCUUUUGUCUUUUGUCAAGAAUGAGUCAUUUAUACAUGUUUUAACAAUUUAUUAAUGACUAACGUCGGCUAUAGGCCACUUGGACGUUGGAACAAAGAAAUAAAAUAAGUCCUCUGUAACAUCGUAACAUCUUCUCACUCUAAAUAGGCGUACACUUAGCCUAUAAAUAAGCCAACGCGCCAAUAAAAAUGCUUCUUUCUUAACAAAUUAAAUUAAGAUAAGUUCUAAAUUAAGAUGGGUAUUUGGCAAUAACGAAAUUUAAGAUAAAUGCUCCGCGGGAUUUGCUUCGCCACUUCUCUCCACAAUCCGGCCUCAACGCGACGGUGAAUAGCAUCUGAAAUGUAAUAAGAGAACAAUGCCAACGUUAGCCUAUAUACUCUGUCUACAUUAUGCAUUUAAGACUCAAUUAAUAUUUAGUUAUAUUUGAAAAACCUUUACUCACCAAGAUUAGGCUACAUGUUUUUGUGGAGGAAAAUGAUUGAAUCCACUGUAGUUUCAGCGCGGUCCUGCGCUCACCGAUGGUGCGUCCAGCAGCACUGAACACCCUUUCACUGCUGCUGUGACAGGCCGGGAUGCGCAGUACUGAUCUGGCUAAUUUUGUCAAAACGUAAUCACCAGAAGCAAGCCUCCAUUUCACAUCCUCAGCAUCAAUUUUCCCAUCUUUCUCACGCUAAUCGAAACGCAUCACAUGACCGCUCAUUUACCGCGCAAGCCCGAGCGCAAGCCCGAGCGCAAGCCCGAGCCCGUGUAAAAUGAUAUAAAUUAAGCCCGAACCCAACCGAACCCGUCGGAUCCCGUCAGGUUUCAUCGGGUUCGGGCAAAGAUCUUCAGCUCUACUUCUCUCCCCAUUUUGUCAAGGCAAGCAUAAAUGCAUGGGAUCUUUCACAUCUUGUGAUCAAAUGAAUACAAUAGGUGUGUUCGACUUAACGCAGCACUGCGCAGCGCGAUCAAAUUCUGACUUGAAGCAGUGUAUGCCGGUUAGAAAUUUUGUCCAACUUGCGGCGGCGCCGACGCCUCGUGACUGUCACGUGUAGCAUCAAAGUACCGCGAUAGCGAUUCGAGAGCAGCCGACGCAGUUUCUUCAGAGCGGCUGCAGGAGCUCUGAUGACCACAUGACUGUUUCACGAUUGGCCAGAUUCACCGCAUGACAACGAUCACGUGUGUUUUGGGUUUAUUCUAACAUCCUCAAGUCCGAUAAUGCUGACUAAUCUGUGUUUUUAGAACAAUAAAAGUGUUUUUACUGUAGUCGCAAUGUUAUAUUGAGUCAGAUCUAUUAUAAAACACUGAUAAAAGCAUAAAUAACCCCACUUUAUUAAUAUUUAAAUAGUAUGUUUAUGUUGAUCAUUAUUCUUGUUCAGAUGGCACUGUAUUAAGCAGUAUAUGAAACGUGUUUCUGUUGCUCAUGAAAACGCUUUUGAAAAGUCGGUGUAUUUGAUAAAUAUUGCAUUUAAUUCACUUCUUCUGUGAUAGAGCACGCAAACACCGCGAGAGCUUCACUAACGAGAGUAAAAUGUGUCCGUCUUGACAACUCCGUUUUCAACUCCGCCCUCGACUGCUCUCGGCUACUCUCGUUAAUCGCCGUCUGUAGCCGUAGAUGAAGUCGAACACACCUAAUAUGUUUGUUCAAUUUACAUAUAAAUGUGAGUAAGACUAGGGAAAACUACCAAAGAGAGACAAAUAUGGUAAGACAGUAGGUAGAAGACAGUAAGUAAUGCUGGUGACAGUGAAAAGGAAUCAAUAAAUUGAGAAGGGGAGGAAUUAAAAAAUGAUGUGUAAAAAGUGUAAUUGCAUUAACAAAUGAGUUGAAACAAGCAGAUGAUAUCAAGUAUGCAAAGGUUAUAUGUAAUAGUGAAGAACAGAUGAAUAAAAUGAUAAAAAUUAGAAUAGUAUGUAAGCAAUGAUUCUAAGUUGCAAUGAAAUUAUUUCACUUGUUAACAUGCAAAUCAAUUUAAAACUUUUUUUAAAAUGUGUUUUUUGAAUUUUUUGUUCUGUCUCUCACUGCUCAA
Molecule: messenger RNA, 3757 nt
Organism: Labeo rohita (rohu)
Lineage: Eukaryota; Metazoa; Chordata; Actinopteri; Cypriniformes; Cyprinidae
Product: gastrula zinc finger protein XlCGF57.1
Exons: 3
Coding region: 123-1352 (409 amino acids)
Source: RefSeq, a predicted model, not a curated record